Hyaloscypha bicolor E is the source of this 1113-nucleotide messenger RNA. Its product is annotated as HET-domain-containing protein. The annotation marks the transcript as partial. NCBI's taxonomy places the organism in Eukaryota, Fungi, Ascomycota, Leotiomycetes, Helotiales, Hyaloscyphaceae. The record is from RefSeq and is a predicted model, not a curated record. The transcript has a single exon.
GGAUCGGAGAGUUCUUUUGCUAUAGCUAAGACAUGGCUACGAAACUGUUUAGAAACACAUCCAAAUUGCUCAUUACCCCGGCUCAACUUUGUUCCAACCCGGCUUAUUGAAAUCUUCUAUACACAAGGUCGGCUGCAGCUUCGACUUCGAGAGACUAAAGAUCAGGCAGUACCUUAUGUGGCGUUAAGUUAUUGUUGGGGCGGAGAUCAACUCGUUCAGACUACCUCCAAUACACUCCAGAGAUAUCUCGCGGGCAUCAGUUUUGAAGAACUUCCACCAACUAUAAGGGAUGCAGUAACAGUCACAGAAAAGCUCCAAGUUAUGAACCUCUGGAUAGACGCAUUCUGCGUCAUUCAAGAUGAUCUAGAAGAUAAGGCGCGGGAAAUUGCUCAAAUGCCUCUAGUAUAUGGUCAAUCGGUUUUUACCAUUGCAGCAAGUCGAGCCAGCGGUGUAGAAGCUGGAUUUCUACAAGACAGAGCAUCGAUAGAGUGUCAGACCCCCAGACCUGCACUAAUACAAUAUCAGUGCAGCACAGGCCAGAUAGGAUCAGUUCUUGUUUUUUUGGGCUAUUCUACAGAUUAUGAAAUUAUUGAACCAUUGGACUUCCGUGCUUGGGCAUUACAAGAACGAUUUCUGUCACGCCGCGUUCUCGACUACGGUGAGACUCAAACGCGAUGGGUAUGCCAGCACAGUGACGUUCGACAGGAGGCUGGUUCUACUGGAUUGAGCUUUACGGAUGGAUAUAAAGAGGAAGCCGUAAUCAAUGAAGUGAGAUUCGAUUGGGUUUUCCCAAAGGCUAAAGCUCUCCUAUCAAAUAAAUCUUUGGACAGUACCGAUCAGAGGAAUAUCAGAAAAGCUCUUGAUCUUUGGCGGCUUGUCGUCUCGGCCUAUACUGCUCGCACCCUCACUUUUGGGUUUGAUCGCCUCCCCGCAAUAUCUGGUAUUGCAGCACAAUUUGGAAAAGUCAUUGGAUCUGAGUAUAAAGCCGGAACGUGGGACCCAGAGACGAUGCCUACUGAAUUGCUUUGGGCCAACUAUUCAGGGAACCUCCAACCACGUCCUGUGAAGUACCAAGGCCCAUCAUGGUCCUGGGCCGCUAUCAAUUCCCCGAUC